Ilex paraguariensis (yerba mate) is the source of this 873-nucleotide messenger RNA. NCBI's taxonomy places the organism in Eukaryota, Viridiplantae, Streptophyta, Magnoliopsida, Aquifoliales, Aquifoliaceae. The record is from the annotation of a GenBank genome assembly.
AUGGCAAUUUCCCUGGCACGUGCCGACGUGGACUGCAUGUUCGGUGUCAUUGAAAUACCGGAGCAAUCCAUCAGUUACGUCGCCUUAGCUUACGGAUAUCUCACCGGCUGGUCGGGAAUCCUCCUCGCCGUCUACGACCUCGGCUACGUCCAUGGCCUCGCAGUUCUCUCCAAUGCUAGCAUUAAUGCUUGGCCCUUGGUCAUGACUCAUGAUCUCCAGAGCGGAAAAUUGGGCCGACCUAAUGGGUUUUAUUUGGACUUGCCCUCCGAUGUGCUUCACCCAACUGUUAUUGAAUUGGUGGCCGAGAAAUUGAUAACUGAUGCUCCAAAUUGUAGAAAUGAAGAGGAAGAAGUGAUGGGAAGUGUCGAACAUUCGGAGAUUGAAAAGGCAUUUUCGAUGUUGAGAAAGGCAGAGGGGCUGUUGAUUGUGUUUGGAAAGGCGUUGCCAUUGCUGGGCGUUGCCAUUAAGCCAAAAAAAGUCGUUGAUGUUUGUAAGGAAGAGAUUGUCUUGAGGAAACCAAGUCCGGGAUUGGUUGAGGAUGUGAAAAGGGUUGUGGAGAUGAUUAAUAAGGAGAUUAAUGUCAAUUUUAUGACACCAAUGAGGAUAAUUAGUGAUGCAAUUUUGGGAUUUGGUAGUCCUGCUCCCAUAUUGGUGUCUGAGGGGUUGAACACAAUGGAUGUUUGUCGGGGCUGUGUUACGGAGCCGAGGAGCAGGUUGGAUGAUGGAACUUGGGGGACUGGUCUGGGAUAUUGCAUUGCUGCGGCAGUGGCUUCUCCUCGGCUUCUGGUUGCUGUUGAAGGUGAUUCUGGAUUUGGGUUCACUGCCAUGGAACUCGAGGUUUAUUCCCUUACCAAAUAUUUAUCGUUCACUUAG